Messenger RNA from Histoplasma capsulatum G186AR, 1991 nucleotides. Its product is annotated as NADH-ubiquinone oxidoreductase. Gene Ontology annotation, molecular function: FMN binding; 4 iron, 4 sulfur cluster binding; NAD binding. The coding region runs from base 50 to 1588 and encodes 512 amino acids. NCBI's taxonomy places the organism in Eukaryota, Fungi, Ascomycota, Eurotiomycetes, Onygenales, Ajellomycetaceae. The transcript is spliced from 3 exons. The record is from RefSeq and is a predicted model, not a curated record.
AUCUCCCCUUCAUUGGUAUCCGCUCAAUUGGUGAGCGCAAGGAGGCAUCAUGAUCUCUCGGGCGGUUGCUCCAUCCACGCACUCCUUCUCCCACAUCACCCCCCGCACAUUGCACACAGCAUCAACCGUUUCAUCCCAUGCGGCUCGAGAACCUCGACGACAGCAGCAGCAACAACGAGGCCUUGCUACUGUCCAAGAUGCGGCUGCAUCGCCUCCACGGACAUAUGGUGGCUUGAAAGACCAGGACCGCAUAUUCCAGAAUCUGUACGGACAUCAUGGCGCAGAUUUGAAAACCGCGAUGAAGUACGGCGAUUGGUACAGGACAAAGGACAUUGUAUUGAAAGGACAUGACUGGAUUAUUUCGGAGAUUAAGGCAUCCGGGCUAAGAGGCAGAGGUGGUGCUGGUUUCCCUUCUGGUUUGAAAUGGUCCUUCAUGAACUUCAAGGACUGGGAUAAAGAUAAUAAACCAAGAUACCUCGUUGUGAACGCUGACGAAGGCGAACCGGGAACUUGCAAAGACCGAGAAAUCAUGCGAAAGGAUCCCCAUAAGCUUAUCGAGGGCUGUCUUGUGGCAGGACGUGCGAUGAAUGCUACGGCCGCCUACAUCUAUAUCCGUGGCGAAUUCUACCACGAGGCCACAGUUCUACAGCGCGCCAUCCAGGAAGCUUACCAAGCUGGCUUGAUCGGUAAAAACGCCUGCGGAUCCGGUUAUGAUUUCGACGUUUACCUUCACAGGGGAAUGGGCGCUUAUAUCUGCGGCGAGGAAACUUCUUUGAUCGAAUCCCUUGAAGGAAAAGCUGGAAAGCCCCGCUUGAAGCCUCCGUUCCCGGCUGCCGUCGGUCUCUUCGGCUGUCCCAGCACAGUCACUAACGUCGAAACCGUCGCUGUGGCACCAACCAUCUGCCGUCGUGGAGGUAAAUGGUUCGCCUCAUUCGGGCGUGAGCGAAAUCAGGGAACCAAACUAUUCUGCAUCUCCGGUCACGUCAACAACCCAUGCACAGUUGAGGAGGAAAUGUCUAUUCCACUUCGCGAACUUAUUGAACGCCACUGCGGUGGUGUGCGAGGCGGCUGGGAUAAUCUACUGGCUGUUAUCCCAGGCGGCUCAUCAACUCCGAUUCUCCCAAAGCACAUCUGCGACGACCAACUGAUGGAUUUUGACGCUCUCAAGGAUGCGCAAUCCGGUCUUGGAACGGCAGCCGUGAUCGUCAUGGACAAAUCUACCGAUGUAGUAGCCGCCAUCUCACGCCUGUCCGCGUUCUACAAACACGAAAGCUGCGGCCAAUGCACACCAUGCCGCGAAGGAAGCAAAUGGACUAUGCAGAUGAUGCAGCGCUUCGAACGCGGUCAGGCCCGCGAACGGGAGAUCGACAUGCUUCAGGAACUCACCAAGCAAGUUGAGGGACACACCAUCUGCGCUCUCGGAGAGGCUUUUGCGUGGCCCAUCCAGGGCCUGAUCCGGCAUUUCAGACCAGAGCUCGAGGCUAGAAUACGCAAAUAUGAACAGGAUCACGGUGGUAAGCAGGCAUUUGCUGGGGGUUGGGACCCACAGGCGCGUAUGGAGGGAAAGCUUAUCGCUCCUGGCCAAUAAUUUACAUAUGAUAGAAUGGAUUUGCUGGAGGGGCUGGCUGCCUGCUUAGGUUUAGUUUAAAGCACUCCCGUAGACGAGAAAAGUGGUAAUGGGAGAGUCUUCUUGUUCCCCAUUAAACCACAUUAUCACCCACCACCUCCGUACCGCUCGAUAUGGAGAGGAAUAUUCUGUUUGCCAUAUGGCUGAAGAGAAAUGUUCCCUCUCCCACACACUUUGGCUAGAUAUUUUCCCUUAAUUUAUGUUGCUGUACUGUACAUUUAUUUCCCCGUUCCUUCUGCUCGUUAUAUGCGUAUUUAGGUUCCUAUUCUCACCUUCCUCUUACCCUUUUUUUUUGUACGGUAUGCUAAAGGAAACAAAAAUAUUCUCAUAGUUAAAAAUAAUCUCACCAUUCUCUUCUGGUAGG